CCGGCCGAGCUGCGGCCACGGCGCCGCCUGAGGGGAUCGCCCCGCUGGGCGGGACGGGCGCGGCUGCUCCUGCGCACCGCCUGCCGGAAGUCCGCCGUCGCCCCGCCCACCCGUUCGCCAAGAUGGCUGCGUCUACAGCUCGCUUAGCGGCUCGGCGGCUUUUCCUGCCUUGGUCCACUCGCCUGGUCCGAGCGUCCGGCUCGGGGGACCGGUGUGUGCACGUUGGAACAGGCAGGCUCAGAGCUUCCCAAGCAGCAACAGAAGUAAUUUUAAAUGUUCCUGAAACUAGGGUCAGUCCUCUGGAAAAUGGCUUGCAAGUUGCUUCUGAAGACUCUGGACUCUCAACAUGCACAGUUGGACUUUGGAUUGAUGCUGGCAGCAGGUAUGAAAAUGAGAAGAACAAUGGAACUGCUCACUUCCUUGAGCAUAUGGCUUUCAAGGGAACAAAAAAGAGAUCUCAGUUAGACCUUGAACUAGAGAUUGAGAACAUGGGAGCUCAUCUGAAUGCAUAUACAUCCAGGGAACAAACCGUGUAUUAUGCAAAGGCUUUUUCAAAAGAUUUACCAAGAGCUGUGGAAAUUCUUGCUGACAUAAUUCAGAACAGUACCCUGGGAGAAGCAGAGAUUGAACGUGAGCGAGGAGUUAUACUUCGAGAGAUGCAAGAGGUUGAAACCAAUUUGCAAGAAGUUGUCUUUGAUUACCUUCAUGCUACAGCCUAUCAGGACACAGCCCUGGGACGGACAAUUUUAGGACCCACUGAAAACAUCAAAUCCAUAAACCGUAAUGACUUGGUGGAGUACAUCACAACACAUUACAAAGGACCCAGAAUGGUCCUAGCUGCUGCUGGAGGGGUCUCUCAUGAUGAGCUACUGGACCUAGCAAAGUGCCAUUUUGGUAACUUGCCGUCUGCUCCAGAAGGAGGACUGCCGCCCCUGCCGCCUUGUAGCUUCACAGGCAGUGAGAUUCGUAUAAGAGAUGACAAGAUGCCACUGGCGCACCUGGCGAUAGCUGUUGAAGCGGCUGGCUGGUCGCACCCAGAUACAAUCCCCCUCAUGGUAGCGAAUACUCUGAUAGGCAACUGGGAUCGUUCCCUCGGAGGAGGCGUGCAGAAUUUAUCCAGCAAACUUGCUCAGGUUGCCUGCCAUGGGAACCUGUGUCACAGUUUCCAGUCCUUCAACACCUGCUACACCGAUACAGGGCUGUGGGGACUCUAUAUGGUCUGUGAGCCAUCCACUAUACAAGACAUGGUGCACUUUGUUCAGAGAGAAUGGAUAAGACUUUGCACAAGCGUUACAGAAAAUGAAGUAGCUCGAGCGAAAAACCUUCUCAAGACAAAUAUGCUGCUACAACUUGAUGGGUCGACGCCAAUCUGUGAAGACAUUGGAAGACAAAUGUUGUGUUAUAAGCGCCGAAUCCCAAUUCCAGAACUUGAGGCAAGAAUAGAAGCUAUUGAUGCUCAGACUAUUAGAGAAGUUUGCACAAAGUACAUCUGUGAUAAGCAUCCUGCAGUUGCUGCCGUGGGUCCCGUUGAACAACUUCCGGAGUAUAACAAAAUCUGCAAGGGCAUGUGUUUGCUUCGUGAGUAGUGACUAACAGGAACUUGCAGUAUGUUUGAGCUCUAAAAAUCAAACCAACCAAUGCACCCCUAUUUAAAACUUUUGAGUUGGAGAAAUGCAUUUGAGAAAAUUAAAUCUCGAGAACCAGA
Columba livia (rock pigeon) is the source of this 1705-nucleotide messenger RNA. It is a transcript of the gene PMPCB, whose product is annotated as peptidase, mitochondrial processing subunit beta. Gene Ontology annotation, molecular function: metalloendopeptidase activity; metal ion binding. The coding region runs from base 123 to 1586 and encodes 487 amino acids. The transcript has 13 exons. NCBI's taxonomy places the organism in Eukaryota, Metazoa, Chordata, Aves, Columbiformes, Columbidae. Gene Ontology annotation, cellular component: mitochondrion. The record is from RefSeq and is a predicted model, not a curated record.